This is a messenger RNA of Carassius carassius (crucian carp), 429 nucleotides long. It is a transcript of the gene ndufa2, whose product is annotated as NADH:ubiquinone oxidoreductase subunit A2. Bases 52 to 357 code for a protein of 101 amino acids. NCBI's taxonomy places the organism in Eukaryota, Metazoa, Chordata, Actinopteri, Cypriniformes, Cyprinidae. The transcript is spliced from 3 exons. The record is from RefSeq and is a predicted model, not a curated record.
CAGCCGACAAACAACGGAAGAAGAAGACUUCCGUUCGUGAAGGUGACAGUGAUGGCGGCGGCGGCGGUGGUUCGUGGGAUCGGCUCAAAUCUGUCCAAACAUCUGCGUGAGGUCCGCCUGCAUUUAUGCCAGAAAUCAGCUGGCAGUCAGGGAACCAGAGAUUUUAUUGAGCAGCAUUAUGUGACGUUAAAGGAGGCAAACCCGGAGUUGCCCAUCCUGAUCCGAGAGUGCUCUGGAGUUCAGCCCACGCUCUGGGCACGAUACGGUUUUGGCAAAGAGCGCAGUGUUUCACUGGACAACAUGAACGUCGAUCAAGUGGCCAAAGCUCUUGAAUCAGUAGUAAAUGCAAAGCCCUAAGUAAGCGUCCUGAUGUAAAAUAAUGUACAUGUUAUUUGUUACCCCAACUGAAAAUAAAUGUGUUCUAAAGAU